GAUUCAUUGAAAAGUUGUAUUGCUUGUCAGACACUAAUGUUGCUUGUCAUAAUAUUUUUGUGUGGGGGCAACUACUUUCAAAAAAUCUAGAAUGUGAUAGGCCUUUUUGGAUAAGAAUUCUUUGUGUGUUUUAAGGGGCAUGGGUUUGGUAAAUUUAGGGAUUAUUUGUUUGUUUUUGUAAUAACUUUUCCAGGUACAGUCUUAAUAAUGGAGGAGUUUGUGGCUGGAAUUUUUUGUCGAGGUGACUCUGAUGGAAAGAAGCUGGUUUGCGAGAGCUGCAAUACUGUGUUAACGUUUUUCAAAAGAAAGAGGGUGUGCUGCGUCUGCCAGCAACACUUCUGCCGGGACUGCCUCUCCUCGAACGGCAGUGGAAACGGCAACAACGGCAGCACGACGUCGCUGAUCGGUCGCCUGGCGGACAAGAAGCUGAAGUGUGCAACGUGCAUGGUCAUGACUGCCCGGCCGCUGGACAGGGAGCAGCUCAUGCAGCAGCGCAUCAGGGACUUGAGACGAUACCUGAGCUCCCUGAAUGUCUCCACGACUGGUUGCGUGGAGAAGAAAGAGCUGGUGGACUUGCUGAUACGACACGUGGCCCUGACGAGCUACAGGGAGUCUGCGCAGCACAGGCCCCAGCCCCAGCCACAGCCACAGCCCCAGCCCCAGCCCCAGCCCCAGCCCCAGCCCCAGCAGGCUCCCGCCUCCAACUACACCCCCUCGCCAGCCCCCCCGCCCAGCGUCGCUCCAGAGCCGGAGCCAGAGUACGACGUGUCCUCCCCGCCGGACUCCGAGGCGGAUGGCUUCGUCAGCAGGAGGAACCCCGAGUCUGUGGACAUCGUGGAGGUGCCCGAGGGCUCCAGCGACGGGACGCUGUCUGACUCUGGGGUCGAGCCCCUGGUGACGGAGGAGGAGGAGGACGAUGCUGGUGAAGUUCGCACCAGUCAGAUAUUUGUGGUUGUGGAGGAACCGGGCCGGACGCCGGACAACAUGUCCAUCGAGGAAGAGGAGGGCUUCACAGAACCACCUCAGGAUGGGGGAGAGUACGUGGAAGUACCGAUGCAGCGUAACGCAGUGUCUCUGAAUGACAUCAGCUCCCUCUCGGAGCUCGAGAACAUGCCCGUGAAGAGCCUGAAGGAGCUGCUGCUUCGCAACAGAGUCGACUUCCGCGGCUGCUGCGAGAAGGCAGAGCUGUUGGAGAGAGCUUCCAGACUGUGGAAUGACAACGCAAAAGCAAGAGAGAGCAUGUCGACCAAACAGUGGUUUGGUUUGCCGGGCGCAGGCAUCAGCAACCUGCCGAUGGACGAGCUGUGCAAGGUGUGCAUGGAUGCACCCGUGGAGUGCGUGAUGCUGGAGUGCGGCCACAUGGCCACGUGCACGGACUGCGGCAAGCAGCUCAGCGAGUGCCCCAUCUGCCGGCAGUACGUCGUGAGGAUCGUGCGCACCUUCAGGGCCUGACUCGCUUCCCGCCAGGUGCUCGUGCGCCUCGUGUUCUCCUUGUGAGCACGAGUCACAUCUGCUCAUUUUCCUGGCCAGUUAACACAAGAUUGCUGUCGGAAAAUACAGGCAAGAUAAUGAAACAAGUUCUUGCAGUUCCUUCCUGGAGCAGGCUUUGUUGCAUACUUACUGGAAAAUAAUGCCUGCAAAAGAUGCAUUUCAACUUACGAGACUCAAUAUCAUUAUGUACAUACUUCCGUAAAUAAUUAUUUAAAAGAAAAUUUGUUUGGCUAUGUGAAUUUUUCUUAGUUGUUAUAUGUAAAUAAACAGCAUACACAAUAAUAUAAUUUACAUUAACAUCAAGGCAUGGAAAGUCAGGGUUGCCACACAAAAUCACAAAUGGAAUUCUCUAGGCCUGUGCGAACACCAGUUUUUCAAUGCGAAGCGAAGUGCGAAGCGAAUACUCACUAUUCGUGCGAAGCCAAAUCGAAUAGUAAAUAAUUUUUUCUGCUGUAAUUUUAAAUAUUGAAUUUCGUUACUCUAAAAAAAUUUUAACUGCACAUAUGUAGUUAAACAAGUGAACACAAAAUGCAAGUUACAUUUUAAUUGGUAAUUUUAUUAAAAUUAGUAAUAGAUUCAAUAUACAUACUGACUAUUCACAAAUCCACAUAUUGCUACUUUAAGUAAAGGUAAUACUGUAUUGCUUUUGCUUAUAAAAAUUACUGAAUGGAAAUUACAGAUUCUUAAGCAGCAUUGAGUAUAAGAAUAAUAUAAGAAGCCAACAUAAUCCUCUAAAAUGUUUUUCACUUCCAAACUAAACAAUACAACUGAAAAUUUCAAUGUACUAAUUUCUCAUUGCAAUUUAUAGUGAAACACAUGUACCUAACCUCAUUACUUUUUGUAUAUUAGGAAUAAAAUUUAAGUAGCAUAAAUAAAUAACACUCAAAUGGAACAAUAAUAAAUUCAUUUGUAGCCUUGCAGUUGCAAUUUAACAAUUAAAAAAAAUACAUUACAAAAAAUUAUAGCAGUACAUUACUCUGCUAAUAGUUUUACAUUGCCAAAAUACACACGAGUAUAUAUUUUUUAAGGACAUUACACAGUUUUCUUAUGCUUCAAAUUAUCAUGUAAAAAUACUAGCUGUUCCAUAUGUUCGGGCAAGAGACUUUCCCUACGGCUGCUGACCUCAUUUCCUGCAGAAGAAAAAAGUCUCUCUGACGAUACCUGAGUUGCAGCAAUACCCAGGUAUUUAACAGCAAUCUGUGCUAGGUGAGGAUAUUUGUUUCUGCCUUCAAUUUUCCACCAGUGAAGGGAAUCGUCACCCCUGUUAAGACGUGGUUCUUUGAGGUAUUUUCUCACUUCCUCCGAUUCAUCUAUGUCCACUUGAUGAGUAAUAGAAUCCAGGAUACACCACAAACUUGAUGCUGGACUUUGAGAGGAUGUAGGUACAUCUUGAAGUAACUUAUUUUCUUUUGGCAAUAGUCUGAGUGCAGAAAUCAAUGUAGCCUGUGCUUCUGUGUCAGAAAUUAACACACCCUUGAACCUUGGAUCUAUUAGCAUUGAUAUGCGAUUCACUGACUCCAUAAUAAAAUUUUGGAAUCUGGAUUUCAAAAAUGUUAUUAACGCUCUUGCAAAUGUUACACCAUCUUUCUUCUGGCGAAUAUGCAGCUCAAGGUUAGCCAACAAGCAGUGCAAAAUUGGGAUUACCAUUGAUGAUGUAGCAUAUUUUUCCCCACUCAUUUCAUCUGUGGCCUCUGCAAGUGGUUUUAAAAUCUCAACAAUACCUUCUGCUUGCUUCCAUUCUGACACAGAGAGCAUUUCUGUACUGUUUGAAUCUGCAUGUUCGGCCACCAUAGCAGGUCUUAUCUGAAUCAGCCGCUUCAGCAUAGCAAACUCAGAAUUCCAACGUGUGUCCACAUUUUGGAUAACCUUCAGUUUUUGUAUGCUCAUCUGUUCUUGAAGUUUGUGCAGUCGUUUCCUUGCAGAACUACCUACUGCAUCGGUAAUGACCAACAAAAGCUCUUGCUUUGGAAAGGAGUGUUUGUGUACCUGCACAUUCCUUCUUUGCAUCUUCAAUGGCUAAUUGAAGCAAAUGGGCAAAACAAUUUCGAGCAUUUUCAUGAAAUAGUGAAGAACAUGCUAAUUUAUAGUUUGCAGCAUUGUCAGUGAUGCAAAAAAUUGGUAUAGUGGCAUUUUCAACAGAAAUACCCCAGUCACAUAAAACUGACUAAAUGGUGUAGCAAUGUUGACACUUGUGUGAGAUUUCUGAACUACGAUAUUGCUCAUGGCAAAUGAAACCAGGAAAAAUCGGGCCAGAGGUAGUGGCACGUCAGACUGAUGUAACUGUCAUUGGAACGAGAAGUCCAGCCAUCUGAUGUUAAUGAUGGAAGGUCUGCAACAAGCAUUGACUGAAGUGCCUGUUUAGUUUCUUCGUAGAGGGCCGGGACAUAAUUUUCGGAAAAUGUGGUCCGAGAAGGUACUUGGUAAGUUGGUGCUACAUGCCGGUUCGCCAUCAGUUCUUUGAAACCUUUACCUUCUACGAAAUCGUAUGGCAACAGCUCUGUUGCCAACAUUUUUGUAAUUUGUUUCGUGAUGGACUGAGCUCUGGGGUCACUUGGUGGCAUUUUUGUGGAUUUCAUUAAUACUUGUGAAAUGGUCGGCUGCUGCAAGCUUGUUUUAGUAGCUUGUCCGGGAUUUGGUUUUACUGUUGAGGUCUCUUAUAAUACUGCAUGACAGCUUAGCAAUGGUGUAUGUCCAAAAGCUUACAUCAAGUCAUGCACUCCCAUUGCACAAAUCUUUCAAAGAUAAUAUAAUGCUGCAUAUUUAGCCUGCAAGUGAUUUUGCAAUGUAGUGGUUGUACCUGGAACUGAACCACAACAUAAAGGUACUUAUAUGUGUGGUGUGUGUGUUAACAAAUAAAUAAUAUAUAGAGAAAUUAUUUUCUAUAAAUUUUGUUAAUUAUUAUAUAUAGGUAUUAUAAAUAUAAUUGUUAUUAAAAUAAAGGCAUAGGUUGUUCAUGGUAGAUAGUUAAACUUUAAGACAUUAAUAAUAAAUAUGGACUUGCAUAAUUCGCUGCCAUUUUCACUAAGCAAAUAAAAGAAUACUCAAAUUGAAAUUAAAACAAACAAUGUUGUAAUGUUAUUCCAAUAUUGGUUUAAAAAUGCUCUUUACCAUUAAAAGCCUACAGUCUGGAUAGUCCAUCGAGUCUCAAACCUUCACCCAGCUUCCCCACAAACUCAGCUUGUUUUAUUUUAAUACAGGCCUACACGUCCCUUUUCCUAACCUCUAAAUUCAUUCAAAUUGUAAGUCAAUAAAUUGCCCAUACAUUAUUUCUCCUUUUGGAAUCAUUGUAUAAUAAAGGCAUUGGUUUGUAACUCCAGUCCAUCUCGGCGAAUUAUAUCCUAUGUACACGCGUUUCAAUUUCUCCUGACAUUGUUUACAAUAGGUUGGAGUAACUAAAAUGGGACAUUUAGCUUACAGUAAUUAAAACUGUAUAUUUCCAUCAAGUUUGAAUUAAUAAACUUUCGGUUUGGACAGUAAAUGGGCAUACAUAGGUGGUACAAUUUUUAUUUCAAACAAAUUUAGCAUCGCAAAGUAAUUUACCUCGUAGCGUUUUUAGUUUCACAUUACAGGAGUUUCAUUUCGGAACGUCGUCAUUCCCUUUCGUGAAAUAAUGCCGUACUUCACUCUUUCUUGUUUUGGGCGUAUUUUCUGAUUUUAAAUCAGACAUAAUCUCCGGUCCGCUAAUUACCAGUAUCUUUUCUUGGUUUUUAUAAACUUAACAAGCGCAGACCUCUCUCACAUUCUCAAAAACAAAAGUAAGUAUGAGCAAGUGUUAUUUACCGUUCAAAGAAACAAAGGAACAAAGAAACGAUUGUGUCAAGAAGCAAUAUCAAUUAUUACAAAGUAAGGAUCGAUUGUCGACUCACGCACGCUAUUAGUCGAUACGUAGUGGUUCGGCUACGAAUUAUUCUAAACAUGCGAAUAUUUAAAAUGUAUUCAAAUUGAAGUGAAUAUUAAAUUAUGAUUAGAAUCGAUUCACAUGUGCGAAGCUUCGCACAGGCCUAGAAUUCUCUGACUUUUCCAGGCUUUCCCUGAUCCGAUUAUGUUUUUUUCUGACCCUUAUUUUGCACUGUUACUCCUUAACAUGCCUUAAAUGUUUCCUGUAAAAAUAAUGUAUCAUUCUCGGUACAGUUGUAGACGUCUACCAGUUAUUUUUCCACACCAUAUUCUUGGUGCAGGAAUACUAUUAAAAGUUUCAAUACUGCCAUUAAAAAUCUUGAAGUAAAUUGUAAAUACACAUCCAUACAGAUAUUAGGCAGAAAAUAUUUUAUUUAUGGAGUAACUGUGAACAAUAUGUUUACCUUGAAGAGGGUAAAAAAAUGGUCAUGAAUGAAAAGUAAUAAGUACCUUGCUGACUGAAGAUGUUUUGUUAAUCAGUUUCCGAAAGCUACUAAAAACAAUUCUGCUCAUAACUAAGCUGUUUUAACCCCUUCCCCCUCCAUCCCUCCCUGCCUCCCAUGCCAUCAUUAAUUUGUUGCAAAAUUGUCUUCUUAGUUAAGUGUUUUAUUUCAGCACCAGUAUGCUGUCCAUUGUUGUAUUCAUAUUCGUGUGUAACAAAUAGUUUAUGUAAAUAUGAAAGAAAGUUAGUUAAGGGUAACUAGUGGCAAAUAUUUGUAAACUGAAGAUUUUUGUAAGAAUUGUCUUAAAUAUAUGAUAAAUACUAGUCCUCACAUUAAUGUAUAAAAAAUUUAAAAGCAAAAAGCAAAUAGUUAACGAAUAUACAUCAUAAAACAUUUUCAAAUUACUUUCAUAUUAGCUGUAUGUUACAAAGAUUUCGAUGAAAGUUUUAAUCAUUCAUGUGAGGCGCCCAUGUUUGUGCCAAGUAGUUUUGAAUUUACAGUCUUGGAAGUUUCACUCCAGUGUUCUGCAGCAGAUAAAUACUGAAUAUGUGUGUUUUUUAAAAUGAAAAUUAAGGGCUGUUGUGCAUGGGUUUAAAACGUUGUAAAGAUUUUAUCCCCGUACUACUUCUUGGUGGACAUCUUAUCCUUUAUUUUAAUUCCUGACUCAACAUUAAUAUCCUGUUAACCAGUUUUAUUUUUGAUGAUAUACAACUUUUCUUACAGUGUAGUGUGCAGUUAGUAAAAUUGAAUGUGCGACAAUCUUGAGUACGACACAUUGCCAGACGUUGUUUUAACUUUAAACUUUUGAAAUAUAUUCUUCCAAGUCAUAUUCCCAACACCUUUUUCCUCUUCUUAGUGGCUAUUUCUUGCAAUAGAACACAGUUAUGUAUUUACAAAGUAUAUCUGCUGUUUGUAUGGACCCUAAUACUGGAGUUUUUAUAUCAAAACUGUAAACCAGCUCAACAAAAAUUCACAACCUAUUUCAUUGCUUUGAUGAGUGUGUAUAGGUUUGAGUUGAACUAACCAAUUUCAAGCACUUGAAACAGACAUUUUCCAGACCCAUGCAUAUUCUCCUGUACAGCAGCCAAUGCUUAAUUAUUUGAGCAGUAAAAGGCUCAACAAACUCGAAACUUGUCCAAAUGAACAAGGUCUGUGACAGGAAGGACUCGUAUAUUGAUUGCAGUGAGCAUGAACGUGUGUGUUUGCAGCUUCCAGAUUAACUGGGCAAAUCGUUCGUGUUCCGUAGUGCUGCGAAGUGGCGGGUGCACUUACAAUUUCAGAUGUGUUAUUUUGUAAAAUAAAUGUUGCUGGUAUGCGAUUAUGGUGACUGCACUUGCCUGACUUUAGUUGAUGGAAUCUUUUGAACAUCAGGGUUGCUGGAAGUAUAGAAACCCAGGGAAAGUCUGGAAAAAUUAACAUGGUAGGAAACACCGGGAAAAGUAGGAAAAUCACAAAAUAAAAGACUGUGGAAUUUCUUGUUGUGAGAGAGCCUUUGCAGAGCAAUGCUCACAACAUCCAUUUUCAGUGGUUUGUUUUGUAGAUGAAUGGUAUAGGUUUUAUCUUUUAUUAUUAAAUUAUUGGUUUAUUUCAGUUGGCAAAUUUCCUUUAAAUAAAAGUUAUAUAUUUAGUAGUUUUUUUGCAAGAAAGUAGGAUGAUUUAUGAUUUUAAAUACUGGUACUACCCGAUAAUUUUUUUGUAGUUCUAAGUCUUCCAAAAAUAACUGUACCAGUGUAAAGACUUGCAGAAUUUCCCAUUGCGACAUAAACAAAGUAAGGUGUACGCCCAACUCGGUGUGAAAAGUCUGGAAAAUAAUUCCCUCUUAAGGUUUGCAAGACAAGUAAAAUAUUAGUAAUUGUCAGGAUUGAAAGAUUGUAGCAACCGUGGUCGGGGGGGAAUGAUGUGAAAAGGUCCUUGAGGAAAGUCUGAAUAGCUCGGUUGGAGUGUCUGCAUUAUGUAACACAGGCUGUAGCUCUUGGCUCAAAUUGUGGCCUGGUCAGGGCUCACAGCUUGUGGAAUAAAAUAUACUCCAGUGUUGUGGGAAUAAAUAUGACUUUGCAGUAGUUAUUCCUUAUGUAAUAUGGUUAUUAGGUUAUUACAUAUAGUCAUCUAUUUAGGAUACAGUACUUUAUGAAAAGCACAUUAUUGAAAGCACAUUCACAUAAUACAGGUUAAUUCAAAAUGAUGGGAAAAACUUAAAAGUUCUAGUCAAAUUUAACUUUGAUGGAAAACAGUUUUCUAUCAAAUUCAUGCAUAUAGUUGUGUUAAUACAUAAUUAAUAGGGAUGUGCGAAAGUGACUUCAUCCACACGAAAUGAAAGUGAAAGAAAAUUUAUCAAGUUUCGCGAAAGUGAAACGAAAAAUAAUUUUUCUAUGAGAUAAAUCUAUUCUUAACGAAAGUUAAGCGAAAUUUUUUAAUUAACAAAGAAAAAAAGUGCCCCAAAAUUUGCUCUUCAGUAAUAAAUUCUAUUACAUAAAUCAUUUUGGUGCCUUUUGAUGUAUCUAAAAAUGAAAAGUUCAUAAACUCAUGUUUGAUGACAUGCUAGCAGGAUACAAUAUAACCUCAAAUGUCAUUUGAAAUUUUCUACAGAUGACAAACCAAUAAAAUGCUUGUGUUACUCCAGUUUAAGGUUGAGAUGCACUAAAGCUACAUGAACUUGUUUCAGUUUUAAAAUUAGGCUUUUCUAAUUAUCCUAUCAUCUGUUCUGUUUUGGCAAAUCAUGCCUUCAAGUUUCGACUACUCAAAUUCAUAAACAAACAUUAUGAAAAUAAAAAAGUUAUUAAUUUUUUGCCCUGAUCCAAACCAGUGCUUGAGUUUUACAUACAGCCGACGACAAUGUUUUAGUUUGGCCGUGCGUGAAUAAAAGUAGGUACAUUCUUUGUUUAUGUGUAUACGGUAAAUACUAAAUAGUGUACUAACAGUUCUGGAAUGUAUGUUUUACGAAUAUAGUACCUACACUACUGUUUGAAAGCAAAUGAAUCAGGUAAUUUUUCAAAUAUUGCAUGAUUUUGUUUUGAUACCUAGGCCUACUCUAAUCACGUUUGAAUUUUGUUUACUUUAUCGGCCAUGUUUGUUCACAUUAUGAUUUUACAGUAUUUUCAUUAACGUGAGUGUUUUUCAUCACCACGUAAAUUAAUCUUAAUGGAAAUCUUUUUUCUAAUUAAUGUCUUUAUAUGAUUUCCAUAUGUUAUUACGUUAUUAGUAAUAACUUAUGCAAAUCUUAUAAAACCAUUACAUUUUUAUUAAAUUACGAGUUAUUUUUCAACUAGAAAAAACGAACUUCGGUAAGCUAUUGAACUUUAGUUUGGCUCGAAAUAUUUAGCUAAAAACGAACUUCGACAGAUGAAAUUCUUACCGAAAUCGAAAAUGAAAGUAGCAAAAUUUCGGUUUCGGUAUACCAAACAUUCACACAACUCUAAUAAUUAAUAAUAAAUAUCUAAUAGUAAAUAUUUUUAACGUAACUGUUCAUGUAAUGUUCAUAAUUAAUAAUAAACCAUUAACAUUUUGAACUAACCUGUAUUUAUACAGUUAUGGGUGAAAAUUAGUUUUUUAUAAUUUUAUGUAACUAUUUUUAUAAUCUUCUUAGUAAAUGUGCAAGGUGUUUAUUUAAAUGCAUUUAUGUGAAUCCUAGUUUUCCAAUUCAUACUAUGAUGAUUUUAAUAAGAGCAAUUAGAAGGAAAAAAAAGGUUUUUGCACAAUCACAUUUUUGUACUUUUUAAAUAUUUUUUCCCCUUCAUUUAUGUAGAUAUUGGCUGUAUCCGAAUACUGGCCUAAUGGAUCCCUUAGCUAAGGGAUCCACUAAAAGUGCAUCGUAGUGGACGCGGCCAUCUUUGUGUUGAAUCCGAAUUCUCGCAAGGGAUGCCGAUGCAUCCCUUCACGCAUCCACUAAUUCGAGAUUUCUAGGGAUGCGACACUCGCAUCCACUAACGCGUCCCUACAUCCAUUAGCUUCGGAAUCGGGUUUUAUUUUGUUUGUGUAUAAUAUUACUUCAGAUUUUCAGCAUAAGAUUUGUUUAAAUUAUUAUAAGCGAAAGUGAUAACUUAAACAGAGACAAAUGAAGACGUUAAUAAAUAUCAUAAAAAUACGAAUUUAAACUUACAGUAUAAUUCAAAACUCAUAAGUAUUUUUAAAGUUUACAAUUUAUAAAAUGUAUUUUAAUUGGAUCGCUAACAUGUAUAACAUACACGUUACAUUAUUUUUUAAUUGGUAAGUAUUUAUUAUUUACGUUUUGCUGAAUAUUCGUAGAUAUCCCUACACAAAAUGGCUGCGUAAACAUUAGUACGACUGACAGUCAACAGGUGGUGCUAGCAGUAAAAGUAUUCGGAUACUAUCCAUCCAUUAGAAAUGCGUCCUCUACAUUGUGGCUGCAUUUGCUAAGGGAUGUAGGGAUGUGUGUGCUAAGGACGCAUCCCUAUGUAUUCGGAUACAGCCAAUGUCAUUUAAUUCUCUGCAGCAUGUGGUAAAUUAUGUUUGCCUGGUACCUUGGAAAGUGCAAAAUGUAUGUGUGCAGUAAGUGACGGUAUGUAAACAUAUUUUGUUGUAAGUCUAUAGAGAAUAAAUUUUAAAUCCUUGUAAACCUUCAAUGCAAAAAUUGUGUAAGAGUUGCUCAUGUAGCCUAUUGUUAGAGAGGGUGAAAAAUAGCAUUUAUUCUGGUCAUUUAUAGCAUUUAAAUAUUUACUUGUAGCAUUUUUAUAGCAUUUAUUACCAAUAUUAUUGAAUUUUAUAAGUGCUUCACCAACCACAGGGAUAUAAUUUUUUCUCGGUGUAGAUGCUUGGGGUAUGUCCCCAGAACCAGGAAUGUACUUACAGCUGGAUCAUCAAUUUUUCUAAGAGGGAUAUUAGCUUUGAGAAACAUUUUCACAGUCUCUUCAAUAAAUUCCUCUCUCUCAAUUUUUGUUUUUUUUUUGUUAUGCAGUAUGGUUGUUAAUGUUGCAAAAAUCUGCACAAACUACAUUUUGUUGACAAACAGCGUAAAAACCAACGGUAAAAACAAAGCAAAGGUGUACUGCACCGCAUAGAUAAGCUGCACCGUAUGUGUACUGUAGCAAAUGGCGCUACGGAAAUACAUCGAUAAUCCUCAAUCGAUAUAUCGAACGACGUAGUACCGUUGCCUACAAGAUUCAACGACACUACUCGUACGCAGUAACUUCGAUAAUUUCAUAGAGAGAAUAUAGCGCGGCCAUAUUUUAUUUCUCUCCUAUUGUUUGUAAAGUUGUUGACAAUGCCGAAAAAAGUGUUGGCAGCAAUUCUUUGGCAACAUGGUGGCGUGGUUUGUUUCUAGAGUAAAUAUUAGGGUUUGAUUACAUCCCUCCCUCUCUUUUCUAUGAUUACAUCUACGUGAAAAAUUAACAUUUAAAAUGUCAAAUUUUCCAUGAAAAAUUAUUGUAAGAUGUAUUUGUUAUGUUAGUUUUGCCCGUCAAAGUGUUUACGAGACGUUUUUAGUGUCAAUUCGCAGGAAUAUAGGAUUUUCGCAUUUAAUCGCAAGUAAUUAACGAGUCGCAUUAAUUCACGGCUAUAUCAUUUUUACGAUUUUUCACCCUCUCUACCUAUUGUCCAUUAUGUUGUGUUGAAGUUAUGUUUGCAAAUCUCUUACAUGAAAAAAAAAAAUAAAGGAAUCUAACAUGGCAUAAUUGCAAAUAUGUGAACAUACUAUUGCAAUUUGACAACACACAGCACCGGAAUAUGAAGUGUAAUGUUUACAAGAAAUAUUGACAUUGUUUAUUAAUAAAAUUAUAAUGUUAACAGCCAGGCUUAGUGCUGUUAAAAUGAUACGACAUCCAUAAACAAAUAAAGAUAAAUUAUAAAAUUUAACAAAAGAGCUGCAGUAUUGUGCCUACAUCUUAACAGUCUUCGUAAGGUGCUUAAUAUAAAGUUUUAUUUUGUACUUUUGGCAGAGAAAUGAAAUAUAGUUUAGAAUUUAGCAGUAAUAUGUUUACAGUAAGGGUUCUAAUGGUAGAGGGCAGUGUUUUGUUGUUUGAGAAAAUGUUUAGGAACAAAAAAUCGUGUUUCAACAAAAGCUAGUAGGGGUCUUUGAGUAUUCUAAAAUAUUCUAUAUUUUAUAUUAAAUUUGAAAUUUGAUUUUAAUUAAAAAAAACUUUUUUUUGGUGAAUACAUAAUGCUAGUAUGUGUGUGACAAGUGCACCGUCCAAUACAGUAUAGCAUACAGCUGAGUGAAGCCGGCAGUAAGGUAUCCUGGCUUUCAUCAUCAUGCUUGUUAAAAGCUUCAAAACUGUAAUUUUUUUGUUGUUCAGGUGCUUACAAGUUGGUUCAUACCAUUUGCUUGUUCCUGCUUUGUUGUAUAUUUUGUUAAAUGUGUAAGAAACAGUGUUAUAGUUUAAUGUGUGUAUGGUCUAGAUUUCACUAGGCAGUGAAUCUGUUUAACGAUCUCAAGAGGCCUAAACUUUUGACACGGCUUUAAUACAUGUUUUAAAUUUCAUGCUCUAAAAAUGUUAAUAUGCUUAGAUGGGUUUCAAUUUGGUUUUAUCAGGUGAAUGUGUUUUUUACUGUAUAUGUGUGUGUGCUAAUGAGUGUGUAUGUACAUACACGUUUAUUUAUGCUCUCCAAUCCUAUCAGUGUAUGGCAUUGCACAGCCGAAGUGUAUGUCAUACGUUUAAUUGAUUCAGUUGCUUCUCACUGUUGAAUUUGUUUCGGAGACCAAACCACUUGAGGAUGCUACCUAUUUCAACUACCCUUACAGCUUAUCUUCACAAGAAAUAACACAAUACGUAGAAGAAAAGCAAUAUGCUUUUAAAUUUUUUCAACUGCUUGCUGCUUUAAAAGAAGCCUUGUAAAUUACUCGUAUUGAUGAAAAUGUACCAGAAAAACUAUUGUAAGUACUGUUUAAAUUUAAUAUGGUUUCAACAGCCAGACUUGCAGUAGUGCAUUUCAAAACUCUUGUAACGUCUUGCCUCUCGUAAUAGUAUAACGUACUCAUAUCAGCAAGGUCCCACUGAGUAGCGUUAGCAUGGCCAAGAGCACAAGCGGAUAGCUUGCACACAGCCGCAGACAGAACCCCACAUGCGGGCAGGCUAGUUGUCGCAAGUUGCACCAUGGUGCUUGCUAAAAAAUAUUUUUAGCUUGAUUUUUAAUACGUUGAAUGUUUCAUUAAAGAUGGAGCCAUCAUUCAAUUAGGAACACACAUGGUUGUUUCUGUGUCAGCUUUGUUUGAACCAGAAUAUCAUUUUAUUUUUUCACUACUGAAAUUUUAAAAGUUUUAAAAUGUUAAAAGUGUUUUUAAUCAUCAUCCAGUCGAGGUAAGCCGUAUGCAAGACAAGGAUAUUAAUUGAUUCUAAGAUUUGCUGUUUUAAAGAUAAAUGCCAAUAUUUGUGCAUUUUAUUGAAUAACUUGUAAGCCCCAGAAGCUGAGUGCUUGAUCAUUAUAGGCAGAAGUUUUCUUCUUCCUCUUGCAUUGUCCACUUCCAUCCUGCAUCAUUACCUUAGUUUUAAUAAAAUAAUGGCUAAACCUUUUAAAUUGUUAAAUUGAUUACAUAUCUGUAUCUCAAAGGUAUAAGAUACAAGGUCUAGGCUCCAUGAACUGAUAUAUAUUCACUUUGAUGAACAUACGUGGACAUACCAAGCAUAUUAAUGUGCCAAGUGAAACUUCAUGAUAGCAUAACUAUCUUGGAACCAUAAGAAAUAAUAGCAACCUAAAAAAUACUUGAGAAAAUUAGAACCACCACCUUGACUAUCGUUAGUUUCAUCAUGUCUCCAUAGUUGAGUGGUAAAGUGCAAGAUACUUUGGCGCAAACAUACAGGUACGGUACUAAGUUCAAAACCCCGGAAGAGGAGAAUUUUUUUGUAAAACAUAUUAUACCAGAACAUCUUGGAAUACCACCCUAAAUGCCUAUCAGUAUUUGUGGAAGUAGUGUAUGUUCUUGAAGGGGGAUUGUACCAACUGACCUUGUAACUCCUGCCUGUUGUUUGUCACCUCUGCCUCUUCAGAGCCACUUCCAUCAGGUGACGGUAUGUGUGAGCGUACAUGUGUUGAGAAUGGCUGAACCUUGCAUGAGGUGAAUGUUAACUUGUUAACAUGCUAUGUGCCUGCUACUCUUCGAACACUUAAGAUGGGACAGGCUGGCCUACACAAUGACAUGGUGCUGCCAUCUUGAAUCACAAUGUGUGUGAAUAACUGUGCUCUUAUUUGUGUGUAGUUUGAAACAUGCAUGAUGCACCUCAUUUUCAGAGCUCAAAAAGUUGUAAGAAACAAAUAUUAAAGUACUAUGGUCUCAUUUGUUAAAAAAAAAUUAUUCCUUUGCCAGAAAUCUAGAAAAUCUGAAAGGAAAUGGUAUCUAUGUAGUGUUAGUAGGUGAUUAUGUAUUUUAUUUUCAUUAAUGCCUUAUUUUUUUUGAGUAAUUAUUGAUACAAUUGUACAUAUUCUGUCAAGCUGAUACACAUCAGAUCUUAAUAUAACUUUUUGUUAAAGAUAAAUUACGUAGCAGUAAGUAUUCAGUUAAACAGGAUUUUAAGCCAAAAUAAUAUAAGUUGUUGCCCAUGUACGUGUUAUUACAGUUUCAUAUUUAAUUAAAGUGAAUUGCUUACUUUGUAUUUUUGUUAGUGGAGUGUGUAUGAUAGACUUUGUAUAUAAGAGUAAUGGGAGAACAAGUUAUUUUUGUUAUAAUUAAGAAAUGUGAUACAGUUGAAUGUUUUAGGUACUACAUAAUGGUUCGGUGCUGAAACUAUUGUUUUAAAAGUCCCCUUAGAUAAUAUUAGGUCAUCAAUAAUUUACAAUAAAAUUCUUUUUUUGGCA
Molecule: messenger RNA, 14573 nt
Organism: Bacillus rossius redtenbacheri
Lineage: Eukaryota; Metazoa; Arthropoda; Insecta; Phasmatodea; Bacillidae
Product: E3 ubiquitin-protein ligase rififylin-like
Exons: 6
Coding region: 208-1452 (414 amino acids)
Biological process (GO): negative regulation of extrinsic apoptotic signaling pathway via death domain receptors; proteasome-mediated ubiquitin-dependent protein catabolic process; protein K48-linked ubiquitination
Cellular component (GO): cytoplasm; plasma membrane
Molecular function (GO): ubiquitin protein ligase activity
Source: RefSeq, a predicted model, not a curated record